GCGCAGAAGAGCGGCAUCACUGGAGCCCAGGUCGCUGCUGCCGCCGCCGCACCGGGAGCCUCGCGUUCAGGCAGGAGAGCAGCUCCCGAGGCGCCGACGACCGCGGCCCACGGGUGCCAGCAAGGUAGACUGAGUCCGGGGGAGCGGCGCCGCGAACCACCCACCUAAGCAGUCGGCCCCGAUUGAGAAGCCCAGGAGUGCUGCCGAGCUACCCCCGUAGGAGGAGCCUGCCUGAGCUCAAGGAGCCUCCGCCGCCACCGAAGCAGUGCACAGCAGAAGUCGCCUCCAUGGCCCACUCACCGGUGGCUGUCCAAGUGCCAGGGAUGCAGAAUAACAUAGCUGAUCCAGAAGAACUCUUCACAAAACUAGAGCGCAUUGGAAAAGGAUCAUUUGGAGAAGUUUUCAAAGGAAUUGAUAACCGUACUCAGCAAGUGGUUGCAAUUAAAAUCAUUGACCUGGAGGAAGCUGAAGAUGAAAUAGAAGACAUUCAACAAGAAAUAACUGUUUUAAGUCAGUGUGACAGCUCAUAUGUAACAAAAUACUAUGGGUCAUAUUUGAAGGGUUCAAAACUGUGGAUAAUAAUGGAAUACCUUGGGGGAGGUUCUGCACUGGAUCUCCUGCGUGCUGGUCCAUUUGAUGAGUUCCAGAUUGCUACCAUGCUAAAGGAAAUUCUGAAAGGUCUGGACUAUCUGCAUUCUGAAAAGAAAAUUCACCGAGACAUAAAAGCUGCCAAUGUUUUGCUCUCAGAACAAGGAGAUGUUAAACUGGCUGACUUUGGGGUUGCUGGCCAAUUGACAGAUACACAGAUUAAAAGAAACACCUUUGUGGGAACUCCAUUUUGGAUGGCUCCUGAAGUUAUUCAGCAGUCAGCUUAUGACUCAAAAGCUGAUAUUUGGUCUCUGGGCAUCACUGCUAUUGAACUUGCCAAGGGAGAACCACCUAACUCCGAUAUGCAUCCAAUGAGAGUCCUGUUUCUCAUUCCCAAAAACAAUCCUCCAACACUAGUUGGAGAAUUUACUAAGUCUUUUAAGGAAUUUAUUGAUGCUUGCCUGAAUAAAGAUCCAUCAUUUCGUCCUACAGCCAAAGAACUAUUGAAACAUAAAUUCAUUGUAAAAAAUUCAAAGAAGACUUCCUAUCUGACUGAAUUGAUUGAUCGCUUUAAGAGAUGGAAGGCCGAAGGACACAGUGAUGAUGACUCAGAUUCUGAGGGUUCUGACUCGGAAUCUACCAGCAGAGAGAAUAACACUCAUCCUGAAUGGAGUUUCACCACUGUGCGAAAGAAGCCUGAUCCCAAAAAACUACAGAAUGGGGCAGAACAAGAUCUUGUGCAAACCUUGAGCUGUUUGUCGAUGAUAAUCACACCUGCAUUUGCUGAACUUAAGCAGCAAGAUGAGAACAAUGCCAGCAGAAAUCAGGCAAUUGAAGAACUUGAGAAAAGUAUUGCUGUGGCUGAAGCCGCCUGUCCUGGCAUCACAGAUAAAAUGGUGAAGAAAUUAAUUGAAAAAUUUCAAAAGUGUUCUGAAGAUGAAUCCUCCUAAGAGAUUUCUUGUCAUUGUUGACUGCUGUUGCAUAUGGACCCAGAGAACCCCACCAAAGCUACAUCAAGCUUAACAGUGCUUAAUUCAUCAGUUCCUUGUGCCUUUUGGAUCUUUGCGACAUUGAAGAUGUAGAAGAAGCUAAUCAACUAUUUUGUGAUGGUGGCUAUCAUUUUGUAUUUUAAAGAGAUUAUUUUGUAAGGAAUAAUUUUUAAUACUGUAGUUUCACCUGUCUUGUAGUAAAUGUUGAGAUACAGUUGUUGAUUUUAGGUAUCGUGAUUUCUUAAGUUACUGGGAAAAAAAAUGCCCUUGGUUUUUGAACCUUUAAUUAACUGUACACUCAUAAAACAUGCAGGUCUUUCAAGGUCAUUCUAAAAAUUCAACUUUUAUGAAUGAUCAACCUUACAAAAGCACUUCACACAAGCAUAUUCUGAAAAUGACUAUUUAUAGGGGGUACAAAUAAUUCACACCUUCUUCAAACAAACUUUUCUAAUGAGUUCUUGGAAAUUUCACCUAGAAAAAGUGUGGAGCUUUCUACCAAGUCAUUAUGAAUCCAUUAGUGGUGAUCAGUUUUAAGAAGCCUGUGUUUGACGUAUUCAUAGGCAACAUGUAGCAACAGAAGUACCUCCUGGUGCAUUUCUCUUCUUUCUCAAAUGGACAAAACAGUUAACCCUUAUUUAAUAUGGUUAGACAUUUAAAGCAAUAUCAUUUAGCCAAGGAUUCUUUUUGUUAUACUAGAGGAAUUAGUCUGGCUUCGUUCUUUAACCCUUUGGGUCAAAUCAUAUCUUACAUGCUUGGAUUUAAAAAGCUUUACGAAGCUUAUUGACAUGAGAUUAAAUACCUGAUCAACAGGUAAGACUGUAACAAUACCAGCAUCUUUUUGUCAUGGUAAUAAAUUGUCCUAUAAACUAUUUAUACAUCUUUGUUCUUCAUAAUUACAUAACAUUGUGUAUUCAUUUUUGAAAGGGUAUUUAAAUGAAUAUUUUCCAGCACAUAUGAAAAUAACCAUACUACAGGAUGAUGUCUGUCCAUACAAAAGUAAUUUAGACUGUACAGUUAAUUUUCAGUUAUAUUUAUGCUACUGUUAAGUGAGUAAUAGCCUUUUCUUUAAGCCUAGCAUAUAUAUAUUAGGCCAGUCUAAGUGCUGAACUGGGGCCUUGUUUCUGUAGUUGUAGAAUUAUUGAUAUUAGUUUUGACAGUUAAAGUUUUAUUGUCUCUAUCUGCACAUUUGGUUUUUGCACAAGUCAUCUUUAAAUAAUAAUUGCCAAAUAAUAGAUGUUCUACAUGCAAAGAAUACAGCUUUUAAUCAAUGUGACCAUUACUUUGCCUCUUUGUUGAAAAUGCAAAUACUUGAGAAAGUUGUAAUAUCAUAUGCCAAGAAAAUUCAUUGUGCCUAUAUUGUAACAGCGAUCUUUAAGUGCUUGUACUUUGAAGUAAUGGGUCAGUUAAACUAUUCAUCUGCUUAUAACUAAAUCUAAAUUACAAUUUGUUAUCCAUAGAGCUCUACAAAUAAUUUUGUGGCUCAUAUCAUGGAUUAACUUAAUAGUUUAAAAAAAAACAAAAGCAGCAAGUUUGUAAAUUGGUCAUGUGAAACUUCACAACAAAUAUAAAUUGUACUGUUCAUUCAUUAUAGUUAUUAGCCCUGUAAACUGUUUCUAGUUAAAGCACACUCCAGUGUUUGGGGGGGUGUUUAAAAUAAAUAUUUAAAUUUCAUGGUC
Messenger RNA from Jaculus jaculus (lesser Egyptian jerboa), 3253 nucleotides. It is a transcript of the gene Stk26, whose product is annotated as serine/threonine kinase 26. The record is from RefSeq and is a predicted model, not a curated record. NCBI's taxonomy places the organism in Eukaryota, Metazoa, Chordata, Mammalia, Rodentia, Dipodidae. Gene Ontology annotation, biological process: protein phosphorylation. The transcript is spliced from 12 exons. Gene Ontology annotation, molecular function: protein kinase activity; ATP binding. The coding region runs from base 288 to 1538 and encodes 416 amino acids.